CCCGGCCCCGCUCGGGGCGGGAUUUGCCAACUUUUCGAGGCGGUGGCGGCGGCGACGUGGGGGCCCGGUCGGUCGCCGGCAUGAGCCCUGCGGCGGGGCUGGGGGGCGGCAGCGCCGGGCGAGCGCCCCUCGCCGCCGCGCCGGACCGCCAUGGCCAAGGAGCGGCCGCUGUGGCGGGGCGCCGCUUUCCGCCUCUGCCUGCUCUCGGCCGCGCUCUUCCUCUGCCUCCAGCUGGGCAUGAGGCGCUCGUGGUGCCCCGAGGAAAAGGCGGCGGCGGCGGCGGGGCGGGCUUCCCCCUCGGCCCGCGGCUCGGAGCCGCCCCCGGCGGCGGCGAUGGCGGCAGCGGGCCGGCGGCGGGUGACCUACGUGCGGAGCGGCCGGCGGGGGAGCGCCGAGCCCGGCUGCUGCCCCCUGCAGCCCCCGGGCGGCCGCCGCAGGAAGGCUAUAAGAUGGCACAUUGAUCUACAACCAUGGGCAAGUCCAACUCCUUCGCUGAACUAUGAGGCCUUGAGGUUCCUGAAGUACAUAAGCACUUCGCAGAUUUCAUGCGAACACAUGAACCUGAACAGCCUGACGGGGCACUCUGAAACUACCAAGAAGCCCUGGUCAAUCUGUCUGGAUGAGAGGUUUAGCCUUAUUCAUCGAAUCAGAAACAAGCAGUGCCGUCUCUAUUCGCUUGGGCUGGGCAAUGAUGACAACCAGUUUGAGGUGAACAUGGCUAACAGUGGAUGUGAAGUGCAUCGCUUUGAUCCCAGCAUCAAGUUGGCGCACAUUCAGGAGGGACGGCACCUCUGGUAUCAUCGCCUGUCCAUUGACUGGAGGGAUCCCAAUCCGGCUAUUGCUGCUCACAAACUUCACAGCAACACGAAGAAGCUCGGCACAAUAUUGAAUGAAUUUGGGCAUCAGAAGAUUGAUGUCCUCAAGGCAGAUGUGGAGAGUGCUGAGUGGAAAAUUUUGGAAAACCUGAUUCUGGAAGAUGUUGUUGAGCGGAUAGGACAGCUGGUUUUUGAGGUGCACAUCCACUGGCCUGGAUUUGAGGUCAGUGGCAAUGACAGCACUGUGGUGCGGUACUGGUACAGUCUGCUCCGAGAACUGGAGCUGAAGGACUUCAGGCUUUUCCAUACCUACAAAGACUUAUCAAAACCACAGAUGUUUCUGAAAAAGGAAGCCUUCAAUGCCAGUAGCUGUUACACACUGAGCUGGGUAAAUACAAGAUGGAAAUAGCAGAAAGGAAUUUAUGAUGUGCGACUGUGAGCCAUCUGGCCCAGCAGCAUUACUGAAGAGGACUUCGGAGUCAGUGGCUAAAGUUGCUAAAUAUGCAUACAGAGGUUGCUAACAAAAUGGACUGGCUUUUAUUCUUAAGCGUUGUCAAAAGAACUGGUAUUGGGAGAAGAUAGGUGUUGCAAAACUUUUUGUAUAGCAAUGCAUUUGACAGUGGGAACACUUUCUUAGAGGACAGGGGCAUUCUGUAAAGGUUUAUCUGAGUCAGCUAACAAUGGCUUUCCAAACCUGCACUGUGCCUGUGCGUUGGCUCCUGUCUCCCCCGAGCAGAGAGGAGAUUCCUCUCACUCUGCCUCCGAAAGCUCUGCUCUGUGAGCUGAACCUGCCUUAAUGCAGCACAUGCUGGCAUCUGGUUUUAAAAAUGCUCAUGAGUAAGCUCCUUUCUCAGAAAUGGUCAGGUGUUACAUUUCCAUAAAAUGAUCGUGCUUUGACUUGCACCUUCUUUAUUUUGACCUUGUUUCCUAUGGAACAAAUUUUAGGCAAAAACAGUAUGUUCCUACCGACUCUUGAACUUACUGGCAAAUUUCCGCUGAAUUUGGCAGAGGUAGAUAUCACCACCAAAGUCCUACAUAUUUCAUUAAGUUAUUUUGUUGAGCAGCUUCUAGUGCUCUGACUUCAGAUCGUAAAGGCACUCUAACUGCAGGAAGUGAGUUCAGUGCUUCGCACACACAAGGCAGUGGGACACUGAUACCCACCUGCAGGAAGAGCUGCCAUCAGAGCUCCCCCUCCUUAGCCACCAGAGAACUGAGCCACAGAAAACCAGGCUUCAGUAGUUCAUCUGCUUAUGGAACUGCUUCUUUUAAAUUACUCUUGCAAUGGCUGCAGCAAGCGAUUUUUCUUCUAGUGAAAUAAUUAUUUAAAAGAGCUGUGAAAGCUGGGCUUUUUUGUUUGGUGGGUUUAGAGUUUAGUUGAAUGUUUAGCAGUGUGCCUUAUCCAGUGCUGCCUCUGGAUGCCUGCUAGCUCCUCACCACGCAACUUCCUUGGCUCAGGUUGUCUCUCUCUAACACAAGGAGGCCACAUCCUGGCGUCUGUGCCUAUGGCUAUAGAGGUGAAGGCCACCUGCUUUCAUAGACCCAAGAGGGUGCCCUGUGCAGACUUGCUGGGGCACUGCAAGUCAGUAUGUGGGUAAUGUGCAAUGCAAUAUAGAAGCCAGGCUUGGCCAUUCCCUGAGAAGGUAGGGAAUGGGGGAGCUGAAAAGUACAUAGCAGGAUCUUUUUUUAUUUUUAAAGAAUUUUGACAUUAAACUUUGCAUUAAAAUACCAGAUCUCACCAUUUCCACAUCUUCGAUACAUGCACUUUGUAACUUCCUUUGGUUUCCAUCUUCUGCAGGGCUCAGUGUUCCUCCCCUUGGUGUUCCUCAAUUCAGUGCUGGGUUUCUAACAAGUUUCUCUCUUUCUCUGUCCCUGCAUUAUUCCUCCUCUUUUAAACCUGGGAUUUCCUUCCUUCCCUUCUUUCAUACUCUUUUUUUCCUCUUUCAUGCUCUCCACUGCUGCAGCUGCCUGAUCCUCUCCUUCCCUGAGCAGAGCCCUGCAUUAUAUCCAGCAUGCCCACAGGGUCUCAGCAAGCAGGCAGAGGGGAAAAAAGGGCAGGAGCUUUCCUUUCCAGCCAGAUGAGUCAGAUUUCUCCAGAGCUGUUGCUUUUCCACACAAAUACAUCAAGCCAUUCUCCCUGUGCUUUGCCCUCAGGCAAGGCAUCUUCUCCUCUCCCACCUUGCUGAGGGCUUCUGAUACCCCAGGGCCGGCGGAGACCUCUGUCCCCAGCAGAAACCACUCCAGCCCUUUGUCUCAGCUCUCUUUGUCCCAGAAGAGACCAGCAGGCAGGUGACCCUGCUAUUUCAUGAACCAUAGAAUUUCUGUGGCACCUUUUCUGGGCUGGGCUUGAAAGGCAGCCCAUCUGCCCAGGUCAAAUGUAGUGGAGCAUUUGGAGACUCGAUGUCACGUCCCAACAUACAAAGCUCAACCACAAGGGAGCCGGGCAAAAGCAAUAUUCAGCAGUAUAGAAGACUGAGCAAGCCCAUGUUUUCUGUGUGAAGAAUUUUACUGUUGCCUUCCAAAGAAGGACUUUGGGUUAGCAAAGCCACAACAAUGGUUAUGCCAAGUAAAAAAACAAUUAAACACUCUUACCUUUACUGUUAAAGAUGUGGAGAGUAUCCACAGAGGAUAGGAGAGCCCUCUGCGAGAAGCGCCUUGUUAUCCUCAUCUGGCAGCUACCGGAGAGUCCAAGGUCGGCGAGGAAGCCGUCGUUCGCCUUGUACCACUUCCCGCGAGUGCCAACCAGGAAGCCCAAGAACUCCACUUCUCCAGCUUUUGUCAAUUCUUUCACUUGCUCCACAAGAUAUUGGUAUUUUUCAUAAUUUCUCCGCCGCUGCAUCAUCUAGAGAUGACAAUCCACUUUCAUAGCGAACUGUAGCGUCCACUACUUUCGCCCGGAAUCCUUUAACCACUACCAAAUCUGGCUUAAAAAGUUCAUUGUUGUCAUCCCUGAGGUUGGGCUCUAAAUAAACCUCCCACCCGUCUGUUAGCCUCUUCAGCCAGCAUGCCACAUAAGAUGUUAUGCCUCUUGAUCUGGGCGUCCUGGACUACAGGGCAGUAUCCGAUUAUGUGAGCAAGACUCCCAUUCUGUGGGACAAUGCCUCCGCCUCUUUCAUGCCCCUUCUCCCAGCCCGUGUGCCAAAUACACUCUAGUGGGAUAGACAUUGGCACGCAGUGGUAUUGCUGUUAAUAAUCUCCUGUGAGGAAUGCCCCGGUAACGUACAAGCCAACCAUUACUGAUGUUAUCAUUUUCAAAGUUCUUAAUGCCAUGCCCUUGCGCUUUUAGAUUGACCCAAUUCUCUAGCUCUCUUUUUCUCCACUUGCUAGGAAUAAGGUAGAUUACCCAGGGAGCUGGAAUUUCCCAUUCAGAUGCCAACUCGCCUCCUUCCAGUACAGUGGGAAUUGCGAUGGGGAGUUCCUCCCCUAUUGAUGAUAUUUUAUCUGCUCUACCUCCUGCGGUGAUCCACACCCUCUCAAACUCCUUCUGGAUCCCUUCUUUGAGAACAGUAGCUCUCAUGAUGUUAUCGGAGGAUUGAGCAAUUCGGUGCAGCCACCGAGCCUGAAUAUUAGGAAUUUGGCUCACCAGCCAUGCAAUUCCAAGACCGCCAUCUUUGGUGCUGGUGUAUAGGAUGGCAUCGCACGUGCUGGAAGGUAGGUGAAGCCAGCCCUUCACUGCCGUUCUUAUGGCAAGGUCCAUGGAAUGGAGGUAUGAGGCAUUCACACCAGCAUGAUCUGCAGCAUACAGCAACCAUGGGACUGCAUACAUUUUCAACAUUUCUACCUUUUGAAGUGGCUUUAAUGGGGCCUCCCCAAUGUUCUUCACCCACGUGCACAGCUUUUUUCGUAGCUCUGGUCUGGAGAGACCAAUCCAUGGGUCAACUCCCAGGCCCAAAUAUUUCUCAGAGCUACCAGGCUCAAUCAUAUUUAAUUGAGCCCCAUCAAUCUUCCAUGGGUCACAGUUGUUAAUUGUAUAAGAGUCUUUUGUGGGCAUGAUAAAAAACCCAUGGCACUUCGCAGAUUGUUCUACAUUCUUUGAUUCCAUCAGGGAUCUUCCUGGCCAAAAGCCAUAGGUUGAACAAUUCGGCUAACUGGCUGCCCUGAGGGUCUUUCUUUAAAACAUCCCUCAGGCUCAAGCCAUCAGGCCCAGGGACUGAGUUUUUAAUCAUCUUGGCCAUGUUCUUCUGGACUUCCGCGGGGAGAUCUUUUCCUUGAAUGUAGAACUGUCCGCUGCUCCAGCACUGUGGAAAGCACCCAAACCGAGAAAGGGGCUGCCUUCUUCCCACUUCUUUCUGAACGAGCCAUAAAGCUUGUCCAUCGGAAGGGGGCACUUCAGUGCCUCGAUGUUAUCGAAGAUGACACCAGCCAGCUUGCGAUCUACUUCAAAGAGCUGCUGGUACCUCAAGUAUUGGCCCCAUUUCACUGCCCUGAUGUUCAUCCACCUCCUCUCUACCUUCUCAGGCACAGGUGCAGCUUGGUGCUUCCUUAGUUGUUUCAUUUUGGCUGUUACGGCAUGUCCCGCCAGCUGUGACAGCCACUCCUCUGAUGACACAUUGAUGACAUUUUGGGUGUCUUUGACAUCCUCGAGGACCUCCUCAAAAGCAACCUUCUGACUGGAGGAGAGGGUUCCCACUCGUAUUCUUUCUGCUGUACUAUAUUCCAUCUUUAUAAUCUCUAUUCUCUCCCGUUCAGCCAGUUUGUCCCCUUCACGCUGGUGUUCUGCUCUCUUUGGCGAUGCUGAUGCCUAUGCACCUGCCGUGAGCUGGUGUCUUUCGUCGCUGAUCUGCUUCGCCGCUUUCGUGGGAAAAUGCUCCCCGAUGAGCUUAUUCGCAAAGCGCUCAUUCUUAUGCUUCUUCUCUAGCUAUCAAUAGCGCCAUCUCCUCUUCAGACCAGCAGCCCUUAUGCAUACCUCGCAGUCCCUUUGCCUUUGGAUGAGACGACUCAAUCCAUUCCUUGUUUCUAAGUUGUGGGUGCACGAGUCUUUUGUGCUGAGAGAGCCCACUUUUGGUCUUAAACUCACGGCUGCAUUCCUCACAUCGGGAAUCCACUGAGGCCCUCCGAAGCUGCUUCUUCAGGUUCAACUGGAGCUCCCUGGCAACUUGGGAAGUGGCACGCUAUACUAUGAUGUUUCUCAGUCCUCCCACAAUGGGAGCACUGAUAAAGGAUUCGUCACCAACCAUGGGCCCUUUGGAGAUGAUCAAUUAAAGCCGCCGUUCUCCCCAUCCUGACACCACAGCAUGGGCAUGCUGGAUGUUCAUCAGAGACCUUCACGACCGGCGUGCUCACGUCAGUCGUUUCCCCCCCGGUGUCAAGGAUGGGAAUAAUCACAUCCGAUGGAAAAAUUGCGGGCCCAGAGGGAGAUACCGGCACACUGUCUACCAUGUCCUCCUCCAGUGCUUCUUCAACCCCAGUCAUUGGAGGUGAUCUGACAGGUGCCAGCACCUCAUAAACCUCAGGGAGAUCUUUAAUGCAAUUGUGAGGUGAUUCGGGACAAAUCCCUCCCCAACUGACAAAGUCCUAAUUAUAAAAUAUCAAAUUUGGGAAAGGUUGGACCACCUACUCAGUUGUUACCGCCACUGGGAUAUCCCCUGUGACAUCACAGGGAAAUUGACCUGUCUGGGUGGCCACUGAGACAAUAUUGGCAACCCGUGAUUUUACUAGGUUGUUCAUCGUGUCUGCGGGGGUUUGAGAUAUAACCAGAAGAACCAGCCCCUAAGUUCAACUGGUAUGGCUUUAGUCAGCCCUUAGGCAAAGGGCUUUGGACACACGAAUACCAAGAUAAUUCAUGGUCGGAUCAAUUUAGAUUCACCUAGAAUACUACCAAGUGGUCGGUGAAGCCAGUCGAUAGGGAGGAAGUAACUAUAAUUCCAUGCACAUUGGGGCAGAGGCUUAGUUACCCAGAAAUGGGCAUCCAGCAGGACCACAAGGAGAUGUAGCCUCUGCAGCUAAGCCCAGCUAGUAACUAUGGCCCCAUCUUAAGAGAGGCAUAGUUACUCCCAUAGUAAUACUCUUCCUCCUACUUCCCUUGCUCCAUGAGUGCAGGGAACAGCCUGCCUUGACCCCCAGCUCCCUGCUCCCCACCCAGACCUGCAAAGCUCUUUGUGGAACUUGAAACCACUUGAAUGAAGCAGACUAAGUGCUCUUGUUGUCCCAGAGGCCACGGACCGCAGGCUGAUGGGGAAGAGGUAAAAACAUACUCUACUUUGAGGGUGAUUGACUAGGGUGGUGAGGGAGGAGAGUGGAAAUGGAGAAGUUUAAUCUCUUCAGCGAAAGCCAGCUAUGUGCCCUCAUGCAUUCAGAUUGUAUCAGCCUUCUGAAUCACGUUUUAAUUUGUGAUUAGAGGUUCAGUGCUUUCUUGUUUAAAAAAUGCACACUGGUUUUCAAUCUGCUGCCUUCCAGUCACACUGACAGUGCCUUGUUGUGUUGUAUAAAGUCUCUGAUUUACUGCCUUUCUGAUCCCAUUUUCAUUUCCUUUAAAAACAAAUGCGUCUACUCUAGUUACGCCAGGUUAUUGUGAAGGGGAGUUUAAGGGAACUUAACAUGGGUUUCUGCAUAUUAAAUACCUGAGUUAGGGGAAAAAGAGGCUAGUGCAGCCAGACUGGGACUAUUAAUAGGUGAUGACUGCAGCUAUAUCUGUGCUAGUAAAUUAAGCAGUGGCAGGCUGCGUUCACAGGCUCUGGGAAUGGCUACUUGAUUAAAUUAGCAAGCUCCCUGGCACAGUUUUGGCACAGGCCAUCUAGGAGUCUUGCAGACAAAUCCCAGGCAUAGUCUGAGAGUUUGCACAAGCCAAGGACAGCUUGGAUACAGCCACCCUGUUUUGGAAUUGCAGAGGGUUUAACAACAUAGACAUGGCCAGACCGUGAUAGUUUGCCUCAAGGCUCAGCACUGUUUUGUUUUCUAGUAUAAAUGUCGCUCCCGUUUCUGCGCAUCUUGCCUGGAUGGGAGAGCAAGGGGCUUUGCAGUUACCCAGAGUGAAGCCAUGAGAAGACGCACUGCGGGGCACCAGCUCCUCGGCUCGGUGGCACUGAAGAGCAAGAUGACACAUUGCUGUGUUGUUGGGCUCCCUGUGGCUAGAGAUACUGGGAAAAGCGCUUUCCAUGGGGUCAGUGUUGCCAUCAGUGGGCCAGGCAGUACACAACCCGAGAGUACUGCAACCUUUGAAAAGGAGUAGGAAAUACCCUCUUUGGGACAGCCAUGCUUGCCACAAAAUCUUGUACAUGAAGUACUAAGGUAGUUUAAGAACGCAAGGCUAUGAAGGGUUUCAUUAAAAUGCAAGGGAGAGUGCCACAUUUCCUAAACCAAUAUAUAGCUUGUUGGAACAAACACACUUACUCAGAGAAUGGCUGAAUAUCCAUUUCUCAAAAAGAAAAAGAGGGGGAUGCCAAAAGCCCAGGUGCAAGUCAUGAUUUAUUAACAGAGCAUAAAAAUAUAGUCUUUAGCACUGCACAGGUUUUUCCUCGUGAUUAGCCUUAGAAUAACUACACUGUAGCUUACUAUCGUUUGUUUCACGCUGGUACUUUAAGAAGUAGAUAGAGGUUAAAAAAUGAACGAUGUGCUCACUUUCAAAUGUUAAAAUUCCAAAGGGAGGCAGAUGUUUCAUCAUUUAUUACUCUGAAGAAAAAAGCAGUGAUAUAUAUGUAAAUUAUAGAAGUGGACUGAAGCUCUAUCCUGAUUCUUCCUUGCCUGAGAUUUACAGUUUAGCACGUGCUGAGCUAAUCUCUUGCUUAGGAUUGCUAAGUAGUGUCAGCAACAGUUUAGGCCCUGGUAAAUAUAUCUGCUGCAAGGAGCGUUUCCAAUAACUAUGGUAAUUUUUAAAGAAACCUUAUCUAAGAUACAGCCUGGAUAAAAGCCAUUUAUUAUUUUGGAGGUAGUUAUAUGAUAUUAUGGGAGAAGAGGAACAGCUCUUAUUUUAUGCACUAGCUGUACCUUUCUACUUAAAGUCUCUCAAGGCAGAGUUAUAGCCGUCCUUUCUGAGCUCUUGCUUUUGUGUCCCUACCCCAUCUGUUUAACUGACCUCUUUUACCUAAAGGAGCAAAUCUUAAAUGUAUCCACUUCCCAUCUUUCCCAACGCUUAAUGCCUGGACCAUAUUUAAAAGAAAUUUGGUUGCCAUCGUUGUCUGUGGAACGAUCACAAGGGAGAACCUGUCCAAAUCCAGUUGUCAUUCCUCACCCCAUGUCAGUUCCCCCAUUAUAGCCACAGCCUGGAGACCAGUUAGGGUGUGGCCAUUCCUGGGCAGGAAGCAGGGGCUGCUAGUUGGUGCCGGCAUUGCCCUGAACACCCAGUGCGGGCGACAUCGAGCACUUUCUGUGGCCAAUGCACUAAAGCCUUUUCCUCUUUCUUGUUGGGUGGAGAGAUGAACCCCAACAGCCCUGCUGCAGGUGGCUCAGCCUUGAGCAUCUAAGGAGGAAAAUCAGCCUUGUACCUCAAGCUGCUCCUGCCACAAGCAGCCCAGGAAGGGGCCUGCACCAAAGUGGAGCUGGAGCACCAAGGCCAAAUCAGCCCAAGUCAUCAGGUGUCAGCUAGCCAACCUGCAUCUCUGGCCUUAUCUGCCAGCAACUCGCUCAGCAAUACGCUUCCACAAGACCCUAAGCUGUAUUUCUGUAGUGCUCCUCAGGAUCUGCUCAGUUUCACAGUUAUGUGUCUUUCCUGGCCCUGCACUCUUCAGAGGCUUCUGGCCCUCGGUUCCCAAGUGUAUUGGGCAUCUCCUGGAGGUCUCUGCCUGCAGGCAUCUGCAUCAGUUCUCCAGAGCUGCCAGCCCACUGCCUCCCUCCUGGCUCUGGGUGAAACCUUGUCCACCUUGAGGUAACUGCUGAGCCUUGAAAUCAAAUUUUUGAGGCUACUCAAUUCCUCUCCUAUAUCUCUGGGCUGGCUGCAAUGGCAAGGGUGUUGUUCUGCUGCUUGUUGCGCCAACUGAUGAGUUUUUUUAUAAGAUAGCAGACUCCCAAUAUCCUCUGCAUCUGGCCCAAAAGGGAGUCGGCAUUCCCAAACCCUGCAUGUUCCUGCCCAGUGAGCUGAAGUCACUUGUGACCCCCAGCUACCCAGGUUUGACAGGUUGCUGGAGGCAGCUGGCUCUGGCUCGGGCUCAUCUCUCGCUAGGCUGUCCCAGAGCAACGCACGUGUCCUCUGCCUUGAGGUUCUUGUUCCUUCCUUGGUCAUUGCUUGAUGAAGUUUACUUGGAGCAAACCCAGUAGGCCUGUCCCUCCUGUGCCAGGUUGGCUGCAUCCCACCCAGCAUGGGAGCCACCUCCUUGCCUUCAUUUUGUUUUUAUUCUGGUAAGCAUUUUUAUCCUAAGCCUUCCCUGGUAAGACAGGGCAACAAGGCUGUGUGAUGGUUUGAACUGGCCCCUUCUGGCACCCUGACCUGACUGCCACAGGGAGGGGAGAGCGGCAUCCUACCUCACUGUCCCCUUGGGCCAAGCUGGUCCCUGCCCUACUGCAGAACAACUGAAGAACAUGUCUUGCUUGGCUCCUACAAAGGGACAGAAGUGAGUGUGUGUUACCUGUCUGGUAUUAGGUAUAUGAGAAAAAAAAAAGGGAUCUUGUUUAUAAACUGGGUUGAUCAUGCAUGGUGGCCACUGCUAGUUCCAAUCCCAGCUAGCGAGGACAUAAUGAACAGGUCUCUUCCCUUAAGCGGGAGUUGUUACUGCGUUAGUUUGAUAUUUCAGCUCAUUCUAAAAUGAAUCCUUGCAGAGAUGAUCUGCGUGUGGUGGCAGUAUUAUUUGCAUAGAUCCUUCCUGAUGCUUUUGUGGGAGCUGGACUAUUUACCUUUCAGAGAGGCCCACCGUAAUUUAUAAAACACAAAUUACUGAUUUGGAAUUUACAGUUGUUAUUAGACAGUGACAUGGUAAAAACGAGGCGCAGAGAUACAUUUUAAUCCCCCAAACUAACACUGUUAAGACCUGAUACUGCAACAUUAGCCUUCCCCAGAGAAUCAGUUGCAGCACUGAGGGGCACAUGUUAGGAUGCUAACACAGAGAAAGCGGUUCCUUUUCUGAAUGACAGAUUGGUUUCUUUGGAGGUCUCAAAAUUUGACCAAAAAAGAUAAGAGCCUUUCUGACUUCUUGUCCCACUCCAGAACCUCAAGUUUAUUGCAUGCAAUUAUGGACCCAGUCUUUGAUCGCAUCUGUGAAUUGUGAUCUUCACUUGCAGGAGGGACACCUCUCAGUCUGUGAAAGAUCAAAGAAAGCAUAAAAGAAACAUAUGCCUGGCUUUUCUUGGCAUAUGCCAACAAGACAUAUCACCUAGUAGCACACCUGAAGAAAAAGCACUCAUUCUUUCUGGUAAAUUAUUCAACAGCUGAGACCAUCUGUUUUAUUCAAAAACUUGGAUUUUGUGAGCUUCAUUAGAUGCUCCCUUGCCCUUGAAAGGAUCCUCAGGGUUAUUUAGUAGGAAAUCACUCUUGAGUUCCUCCUGCUUGUUAACACAAUAUGACAUUUAAUUGCAGUCAGUAUAAACCUGUUUCAGUGAUGGCGAAAAUUCAGAGCUGACCUACAUUCAGAGAGAUUUUUCUGCUUCUCUCCCUCCGCUGGCUUGUGUGGGCAGUAUCUGGAGAAAAAGCCUGGCACCUGAGAACUACCCAGGAUAAUGAACAGAUCUUAUUCCUCGAACAGAAUCACUGUUGAUAAAAGUAAUUUCACAUGUCUCUUGUAAAGUGUUACAGCUGGUUCAGGAACAAAUCUUUGCAGGGAUUUCUUCUGGUGGACAGGACAUCGCAGAAUGAGGAAACUGGAACCCGUUUUGCUGCACAGAAACAACAAUCUCAAUGUUAGUAAGAAUCAAACUUCCCUACUCUUUUCAGUGAAUUGGCACCAAGCACACAUUUUUCAGCAGUUUCCUGAAAUAAAGCUGUGUGGUAUACACAGUACGAAGCUUUCGGAAAUAAUUAAAGUGAUCCUGUGCCUCUGCUGAUAUUUGCCCCCCAUCUUUGAAAUCCAUUUCUGAAUCCAAAUCAACCAAUGUGCAUCCCACUCUUGAACCUAGCUUCAGGUAUCCACAACAGAGCCACCACCCUGCGUGCCCUGUCUAGUUGUUAUGGGAAAGUGAGCACCCAAUGGGAGGAUGGUCAUCGGACCCGUUCACAUGUCUACUUUAAUACAACAGUGAUCGGGCCCUAGGAGUACCCGUGUCUCUCCGCUAACACUAGUGAGGAGCAGUUGAGAUGCAGGUGCUUGGAGUUUGCUUGACAACUCUACUCUCCUCUCCCAAACUGACUUCCCAGGCAGGAGAGGCAUUGAAAUGCCUUAUUGUACCUCUUUGUGCAAGAUGUCCAGGAAAGGCUGGAAUAGAAGAGUUUUGAACCUUAGAAAAUAUUAUCCCAUAAUAUUUUCCCAUUAUAUUCCCAAAUAAAACCCCAUCUGUUUUUUUUAAUAUUGAAAGGAAUAUGACAAAAAGCAAACAAAAACAACAUCUGCACCCCAAGCCCACUAGCAUUCAAUAAGGAUAAGUACCAAGGGAGAGAAACAGAGGAGUUUGCUACAGAGAAAUUGUUCCAGCAAAACUCAGCAUGCCUUGGAAAACUCGGGGGAAGAGGCCUUGCUUAUUUUUACUGUAGAUGGUUUGCCUGACAACUGACUUCAUUCAGAAUACAACUUCCUUCUUCAUCUCCUGAGCAAAUAGUAUUUGGAAAAGAUCAUGUUUUACAGGGUAUAUAUGGAGGAACUGAAGGAAAAAUACUGUAUAAGGAUGCAGAAGCAAAAUAAAAACUUCUCUAAAGCUAACUAGCCUGUGUGAAUCACAUCUGCAUAAGAAAAUUGCUCUGCUGUACGCUAACGUAUGACGUUGUUACAGCUAUUCUAGCACAGUUCAUUUUUGGUUUGUUUUAUGUUGCUUUACAAGAGUUUAAGCUCUGCCGAAAACCACUUAUUCCACAAUAAAAGUGUUUAGCUGGUGAGUUAUGGCAGCACACCAACUGCAGGGUAAUUAUGCUAGGAGAACUGGAAAGGUUUGCAGCUCCCAGAAACAUGCCUGCUUAACUGCCAAUGGUCUUGAAGCUUCAUAAAGUUUGUAUCACUGAAAUUACUCCCUAGAGGACUUGUGGUGUUCUCUUCCUCUCCAAAUCAGGGGCGAUGCAGGCUCAGUUAGUCUUGACAUGCUUUAGACUAAGUGAACACAAUCAAGGACAAAUCAUAACCUCUUACUCUGGAUGACAAACCCAAUGUAUCUGCAGUAACAUUUGAUUUCAGCAGUCUCUCAAUAGCCUAAAGGGCAGCAAGUUAAAAGGAGACUCAGGAAAGCUCAAUGCUUUAAUAUUUUAAAAGGCCUACCAUAUAACAAGGUAACAAACAGGCUUGAGGUCAAACUUUCAGUGUACCUCACUAAUUUAGAAGUCCAUGCCUGGUUGAAAGUGAUUGGAACUUGUUUCUAAAAGCUUUAAACUCUGCAAGGAGCUUCUGUAAAAAAAACCUGCUUGUGGAAGGGUUACGUUUGAGUGUUGCAAGACAGCCUUGGUGUAUCUGAUCUUACCAGCAAAUCUGACACAAAAAUACACAUUUUACUGCAAGAUACGGGACUUAGACUUUGAGGAUAAGCUAGCAAAGUCAACCUACAGUCCCCAGGUACUCUUCAGAGAAUCAACCUACCUGUCAACAAAUUUCGCUGGCAUAUGGAUAUACCUGUUAAGUCUUUCAGGCAAAUUUCCCCUCCCUCUCCCGCAUUUUCUCCUUUAUACAAACUGCUUGUCAUACAGAUGCUUUUUAGCAAGCAGAAGCAAGGCUUUGUAAUGACCAGCUGGCAGAAAGAAGGAAAGUACAUCGUGUUACUGGGCUGCUGGAUUUGCAAAGCUUACUGUUUAAAUCAGCAUGUGAAGACAUCAGUGUUAAGUGGUGUAUUGAACAUCUGCCUGUUGUUAAAUAUUGGCUUUUUACAAGACAAUCUCAGAAAUUCCUGGAUGUACAGUAAUUUAGAUAUUUGUUCUUCCUAAAGAGGGCAAAGGCUGAGCAACCCCAUCUUACUAGGGACCAUUAUAAACUGUGCAAGACAGAUGCCAAGACCAUCUGCUUCAAGAAAGACAGCCUUCUUACCAGCGAGUUGCAUGAGGAUAUGUGGGAUAUUUCCCCCCCCAAUGAAAUAAAGUCCAAGAAAAAGAUGGCACAAGGCCAAAAGAACUAUCAAGUUUCCAAGGCAGAUCUCCAAGAAUGAUGGAGAUGGUUCUCUAUCAAAUCCCCACUGCGAAAGUAACUGGUAUAAAUAAAAGUGUCAACGUACUGCCACAUCAUCCCUUAAAGUUACAGAUGUAUGAUCAAGGGGAACAAAAUUACAGUGCUGUCAUAGCUACCCUGCACUCUCACCUUCAAGGAUUUCUCCCAGACAGCGUGGCAUGCUUGCCUCCAGCCCUCACAAGAAGCUUCUCGCAGCUUCAAUUACUUCCUUGCAUUCUCUGCCUUAUGCUAGAAGACAAUAAAUUGGGGAAACUCAAAACAUGCUGUUCCCUGUUCUCCAGAAGCUGCUUUUCCCUGUCUGCUCGCACACUAAGUUUGGCCUAGAGGUCUCAGUCUAGGCUUGCUCUGACCAACAUUUGCAAGGGACCAAUUUCUGGUGAAACAUGCAACUGGGAAGAUAAGGGAAUGACACAAUUAGAGUUAAUUAGCCCAAUAAGAAAUCUUUUCCCAGGUGGCUGCUGGAAAGGCAAGUCUAGACUCACACGCUACAGACACGUGCUGUCUAUCCUCAUGCACAGCAAACUAGCUGACAUCGUGAGCUUUAAAGUUCAUAACUUCAAAGCUGACAAGAGGGAAUUACGCUCAUAAAAAUUCCCCCUGCAGGCUUCAGUGCAGAUGUGAGAAAUUCCACAAAAGAUUAACGCAGUGACCAGCAGCGAGGGACAAAGGAUUUUAUCUGAAAGUUUCCAGUGGAAUUUUGAUUCAGGGCUCAUUGCAAACAUUUGAUCCUAAUUCAUUAACUCCAGCAGAAUUUAUUGAGUCAACAUUUCUUGUUUUUCUCCCUCAAAGCAGAAGAGAGAGUUAGUCUAUUACUGCAUUAAUAUACUUACAUGGGGGAAAUAAGUUCCGCUUCAUAGGUGAUAUAUGGAACAACACAGCACCAACUACAGAGCCAAACAUUUUGUGCUGUUACAAUUUACAUGCUUUUACGCAUUUGGAAAAAGAGAUGUUUCUGAUAUGGAAACCAAUAUUUUGUAUCUGCUCUAAUUCUCCCUCCCCUCCCCAAUUCCCAACACUUCCAAGCUGUUAAUAUAUAUCUAAUUAGGAAAUGUAUUUGAAGAAAAAAGUAUUCUAACUUAUUUCAGCCCACUACCUCUUUACGCAGCAUGCAUAUAGGGCACACUACACAGCAGAGCUCAAGACCCAGCUCAAGAAUUAAGUCUUCCCUGUGAAAGAUAAUCACAUGUCAGAAGCUCAUGGUCUGUGACACAGCAGCAACUCAUUCCUACCUACAUUCUUUGAGUCAAGAAAUGAGAACAGCUGCUUAUUUCCCUCCAUAGAGCAGGAGCCUCAGGACACUCCCCCACUCAUCCUCUCACUCGCAAUUUUUGAAGCUUUUCCUAUCUCAGUAUGUAUACAUGGGUGUGAGGCUAGGCAAUGCACGAUUACCAUGACGAGUAUGCUGCAUGUAAAAAUAGCCUAUGAGCUUUUUUGUGGAAACAGACACAAGGUUACCUAGAUGGGAAAGUAAAUGGAAAAUAGAUGUAAAUUUAUCGUAGACACGUGAUGGCAUGAGCAGCCAGUGGAAAAAACAUGAAACUCAGCUUUAGACUAUUGGUUUAAAAUCCAUAAGCUUCAUGUGCACUCACACAUGCCUAACUUUAGCGAGUACUCUUUGAAAGAAUAGAACUGACUUGUUAAUCAGCCUCCAAAAGUUGUAAAGUUUUUUUUUUUUUAAAAAAGGGGGGGGUCCUUCUGUCACCACAAUUUGAGAUUCUUUGCAACUCACCUAUCAAAGUGCCUUAUCUUCCAUCCUACUGCUGAUUAUGGCUAUUACUCCUUUGCCGUUGACUAUAACUAAGGAACAGUGACUGGAUUUUUAGUAAACAACAAUAUAGUGUAAUUCAAAACUCUGAUUAAAGACUGAUCCCGUUGGACAAA
Molecule: messenger RNA, 15847 nt
Organism: Dromaius novaehollandiae (emu)
Lineage: Eukaryota; Metazoa; Chordata; Aves; Casuariiformes; Dromaiidae
Gene: METTL24
Product: methyltransferase like 24
Exons: 5
Coding region: 151-1224 (357 amino acids)
Source: RefSeq, a predicted model, not a curated record